ACCCAGUUGUUUUUUAAUGUUCACAACAAAGCAUUCAUUGAAUUCUGUGUCGGGUUACGUAGAUCUGUAUUUCUUAUUCAUUUUCAAAUUAUUUUUAUUCAAAUCAUGAUGAUCUAUUUAUGUUAUAUCCUCUUUUUAAUCCCAUUGGCCGAGACCAGUAGCAAUGACACGAGUGAUAACGCGACUAAUAGUGCUAGUGAUUAUUCAACAAGGUAUAACAACACCAUAUGCUUAGACUGUAGAGAGGAGAACAGAUAUUGUAAUAUUUCCGAUACCGGAUACUUGUGCAAAAUAUCGUCCACAUUUGAUUCUGAAAGUGUUGGUUCAACUACGUUAUCUGAUACUCCGAUAAGUCGCGACUUGGAUGUAUGCCUUCCAGAGGGUUUAGACAUAAAAGAGGAACAUAUGGGUAAUUGCUGCGUUUGGUCACCGAAAAUUGGAUGUCAAAUAUUACAAAGAGACCGUGAACCCUAUGAAAAAUGUGACUACUGUGGACGGAAAUGUCCUUGCAAUUUGAAUGGAUUAUUUUCGCUGGCCACAAUUGUAAGAUCACAUUUAAUAUUGCAGAUAACUACAAGUAUUUGUUUGUUAUCUCAUUGAGAGC
This is a messenger RNA of Drosophila suzukii, 604 nucleotides long. NCBI's taxonomy places the organism in Eukaryota, Metazoa, Arthropoda, Insecta, Diptera, Drosophilidae. The record is from RefSeq and is a predicted model, not a curated record.